AUGGCUCGCACGGCCACUCCGCUCUCGGCGCUGCUCCGCGGCCUCUCUUCCCGCCCUUCCCACUCCCCCGCAUUCCACGCCGCGCUGCUCAAGUCAUCUUCCCUCUCCAGCCCCAUCCCGGCCACCGCCCUCCUUACCGCCUACGCAAAAGCCGGCCUCCCAGGCGCCGCCUCCCGCCUGUUUGACGAAAUGCCCGUGCGCGACGCCGUUGCCUGGAACGCGCUCCUUGCAUGCCAUGUCCGUCACGCGCGCUGCGGUGCCGUCGCUGAAGUCUUCCGCGGCAUGGCGGCUGCCGGGUUCGCGCCAACGGCCGCCACCCUCUGCACCAUGCUCAAGGCCUGUGCUUCCUCCCGCGCAGUCCGCCCCGGCCGCCAGGUUCAUGCGCGGACAGUUCUUGCAUGCCACGGUGAUGUCAUUAUGACGACAGCUCUUGUUGAUCUCUACAUGAGCUGCGGCUGUGUCGAGGAGGCGAAGAGGCUGUUUAUCCACACGGACUGCCCCAAGGACGUGGCGCUGUGCAACUCUGUUCUUUCAGGAUGCGUGGAGAAUGGCCAGUUCCGGGAGGCUUUCUUGAUGCUGAGGGGAAUUGAACUCAAUGGAAUCACACUGACUUGCGCUCUCACAGCUUGCUCAGCCGCAGCAAAUCUGGCAUACGGCCUUCAAGUGCACUGCAAGGUUCUCCGAUGCGGGUUUGAUUCUGAGACUGUCCUAUGCAAUGCACUUAUUGACAUGUAUGCAAAGUGUGGGCGGACAACGGCUGCACGUGUGGUGUUUGAUCGGAUGACUUGCAGAAACAUUGUUUCCUGGUCUAGCAUGAUUGAUGGUUAUAGUCGCCAUGGGCAUGGCAAAGAGGCUUUGGAUUUGUUUGAGGGGAUGGAGAAAGCUGUACCCAUUGUCUUGCCUAAUGCUAUUACAUUUCUUGCUGUUCUCUCAGCUUGUGGACACUCUGGUCUUGUGGAUGAAGGCCGGUCCAAGUUACAUCUGAUGAAAAGAAAGUAUGCAAUUGAUCCAGGACCAGAGCACUACGCAUGUUUUAUUGACAUGUUAGGCCGGGCAGGACUGAUUGAUGAGGCAUGGGAUCUCUACUGUUGUUUACAUUCGAAUAAAAGUCAGCUCCAUGGUGCAAUCUGUGUGGCUAUGCUGAAUGCAUGUAUGGCUAACAUGGAUGUGGCAAGAGGAAACAUGGUUGCUGAGCAUAUUAUGGAGGUUGAUCCACAGAAUCCUCGAAAUCUUGUGUUAAUAUCAAAUUUUCACGCUGCUGCUGGACAAUGGUCUAUAUCAGAUGGAUCAAGGAAGGUUAUAAUGGACAAGGGUCUCAAUAAAGAAGCAGCUAGUAGUCAUGUCUCCAUUGGCUAA
Molecule: messenger RNA, 1356 nt
Organism: Triticum turgidum subsp. durum (durum wheat)
Lineage: Eukaryota; Viridiplantae; Streptophyta; Magnoliopsida; Poales; Poaceae
Source: the annotation of a GenBank genome assembly